Messenger RNA from Stereum hirsutum FP-91666 SS1, 675 nucleotides. RefSeq lists its product as uncharacterized. The record is from RefSeq and is a predicted model, not a curated record. The coding region runs from base 1 to 675 and encodes 224 amino acids. The transcript has 6 exons. NCBI's taxonomy places the organism in Eukaryota, Fungi, Basidiomycota, Agaricomycetes, Russulales, Stereaceae.
AUGUCUGCCACUGACUUGUUCCAGAAGAGACAGAGGUCAGACACUUCUCCAGAUACUCCUACCGCUGCCAAAAAAGGAGUAUGGGUCAGAGUCGAGCUUAAAACUAUAUCCAAGCAGUACUGGGUUCAGCCCCCUGACCAAGAUACUAGACCUUCUCAUUUGGUCCCUGUUUCUUCUCGGGCCCGAGCCCAGGAUAAGAUCCAGAAAAGGGCUAUCCAAGGUGCUGCCAAAAGGGCCCUGCAUGUCUUUAAUAACGCACCUCUUGUUUGGGUAGACAAGACUCUAGAAGCUCUACUGAGUAAAAAGAAGAAGAACACAGCCGAAACUCUCAAGAAUAUGCGUAAGUUAGCAGAGCAGCAGCUGGGGGAUAAAGAGCCCUUGGCGUUCACGACCAUAUAUGUUGAUGUGUAUACCUUGGAUAUCAAUGGUCUGAUGAUCCGGUUAGAGGAGGAAAAAUACCUCACCCUUGAGACCCAGUACAAUGGUCGUACAAUCAGUGAUCUCAAGAAAGGUGUGGAGGAAGGUCAGAAAUAUGUUUCAGAUGGGAUUCCAGAGAACCUCCUUAUCCCUUACAAGUACACUGUGCAGUACUUGAUCAGUCAGAGUCCACCAAUGGUACCCAUAGACGUCUGUCACCCAGAAAACCUGGAAGAGCUUGAGAAUUAUUUGUUCUGA